This is a messenger RNA of Adineta steineri, 2727 nucleotides long. The record is from the annotation of a GenBank genome assembly. NCBI's taxonomy places the organism in Eukaryota, Metazoa, Rotifera, Eurotatoria, Adinetida, Adinetidae.
AUGGCAAUUACUGUAUUAGAUAAACCAUUGAACGAUCUACGUCAAGAAAUAACUGCUCUUCGUCAAGGAAAUUUAUCACGCGAUUAUGACACUAAUAAAUUAGCUACAAUAAUAACUCUAUCGAGAGAUUCAUUACGAGAAACGGAAGUAUUUCAAAAACAAUUAUUACAACAAUUACAAAAAUUCGAAAUAUCAUUAGCAGAUAUCAAUGAAAUAUUACGAGCAAAUAUUGAACAAAAAACACAACUUGAUCAACAACAACAGUUAGAUGAUAAUAAUAAGAAUAAUAUUGAAACACGUGCGAAAUUAAUGGAAUUAAAUGCUGAAGCACUUGAAUGUCGUGCAGCUGCUGUACAAUUACAACAAGAAGCUAGAAUAGCUAUAGCUAAAGCAGCUGAACUUGACAAACGUGCUAAAGAUGAAUUAGCUCAACAAGCCGUUGAAAUGAAAAUUAAACAAGAAGAAAUCGAAAGAACACGAGCUGAAGAACUUGAACGACGUGUACGAUUGGAAGAAGAACAACGACUAAAAGAACUUCAGCGAGAACGUGAACAACAAGAACGUCUUGCAGCAAUGGCAAAAGUACAGCAACAACACAAAGAAGAUGAUUAUAAUAACUACACAACACGCGAUUUCAUGCAUGAUGAUCAAUGUCCUCAAUGUAUUGUACGAAGUCCAUCUAAUACGAAAUCAAUACCACUUAGUAUAACAUUUCUUAAUGUUUCCGAAACAGAGAAUCUUCUUGAUAAUCAAGAAGAACUUAUAAGUACACCAAUACAAGUCAAAUUUGAAUCAAAAGAAAAUAAUCAAGAUUAUAUUUUAUUUUCUAUUCCUUAUAUUAUUAAACGAUCAAAUCAUCGAGAAAAUAUUAUAAAAAUUCGUCAACCAAAUGGUAUUUGGAUAUCAACUGAGACAAACGAAUCAAUGUUUGAUGCACACAAAGAAAAACGUUUUGUUGAAUGUAAAUUAAAUCAAUCAACAGCAUGUGCAGUUGUAUCGCGUUUAAGACUUGAUACAGUUUUAAUUAAUAAAAAAUCAUCCGGUCGAUUUAUAUCAAAUGCUGAUUCACGUGUGACAUUACAAUGGCCAAAAGAUGUUUCACAAACAAAUAUUCGUAUUAAUCUACGUGUUCAGCCUGUUGAUUUACCAGCAUUUGCACAAUUUUCCGAGAAUUUUUCACAUGAAUCUGAAGGUUUAUUAGCUGUUGGACCUAUAAUUGAUCUUGAUUGUGAUGAUAUUACAUUACUUAAACCAAUUCAAUUUAAAUUACCUAUUCUUUUACCAACGAAAAAGAAUGAAGGAUCAAUGAAAUCAUCAGGUAUAGACUCACAACGAACAGUAACGAAUCAAACAACUCAAGAUAUUAUUUUACAACAACAACAAUCUAUUUUUAAAUCAAUGCUUGGCGAAGAUUCAAAUAAUGACCGACUUAUUCUACUCUAUUGUAAUCAAAACGAAAACACAUGGCAUAUUGAUACCAAUGUUUCUAUAACUGAUACAAAAACUCAUGAUAUUGUAAUAACAGAUUUAAAAUGUUUACAUCCACGAAUGAUUAUUGCACGUUGUGAUAAACAAUUAACAUCAACAAAAAAAAUACAAACAGCAAUUAAAUUACUUGAACAAUCACUUAGUCAACGAUCUGUUUCGUUAAUGGUUCGUCGUCGUUUAUCAAAUGUAAAUGAGAUUUGUUUUGUUUGUUGUUCAAGUCAACGUACGAAUACAGUGCAUGAUGAUCUUCAACAAGAAAAUUAUACGAAUGAUGAUGAACAAUUUAAAGAACUUACUUUACAAGAAGGACAAUUAUUAGAAUUACGUUUUCGUGGAAAUGUUCUACCAAAUGAUUAUCAUCAACAAUCAUAUUCAUUUGCAUUUAAUACAAAUUUUCCUUAUUAUUUUCAAACAAAUGUUUCUCAAACAGAUAAAUAUUCUCAACAUUUUUCACCAUUUUUCUAUGGUUUUGUACAAAUAUUUUCGAAACAAAAGGUUCUACGAGCUGUACCAAAAGAAACUGAUAAGAAAAAACAACAAACAGAAACCGUAUGUGAAUGGCAUGAUGUUGAUGUCUGUUUAGCUGAAUUAGUUGUCCGUUUACCAAAACUAACUGAAGAAACUGGUAUACCAACUACUAAAACAUUACCAACAUUUACUGUUGAAGGAAUUAUAACACCAGCACUUUUUCGUGAUAUAUCAGCUAGUUUACAUGGUGAUGAAUGGCGUUGGUUAGCACGUCGUUUAGGUAUGACACGUAUACGUAUUGAAGCUAUUGAACAUGAUCAUCAUGAUGAUGCAUCUUAUUAUAUGUUAUUUGCAUGGUUUAAACGUGUAGCACGUUCAACUGAUAAAGUUUCAUUAUUAAUAAAUGCAUUAGUGAAUAUAAAUCGAUGGGAUUUAGCACAAGAUUUACAAGCAAUUAAAGAUGAAAAACGUCAAGAACAAAAAACAUCAUCAAAAGAUGAUCAAUUACGAUCAUUCUAUGUUCCAUUUAAUCGUAUCUGUCAACGUGAUGAAUGUAUUCGUAUAUGGAAACAAAUUGCAAGAGAAUUAAUGUUAACUAAUGACGAUAUUGAACAUAUUGAAAGACAAUAUCCAUCAAAAGAAGAACGUUGUUUAAGAAGUUUAGAACAUUGGGCUUCAAAUAGCGCUCAAGCUGAUAUUACAAAUUUAGCACGUAUUAUGAGAUCACUUGGAUUUAAAUCUCUUGCUCGUGAACUUGAUAAUAUGGCAUAA